Armigeres subalbatus is the source of this 1762-nucleotide messenger RNA. RefSeq names its product cytochrome P450 4d2-like. Lineage: Eukaryota; Metazoa; Arthropoda; Insecta; Diptera; Culicidae. The record is from RefSeq and is a predicted model, not a curated record. Bases 186 to 1685 code for a protein of 499 amino acids. Gene Ontology annotation, molecular function: oxidoreductase activity, acting on paired donors, with incorporation or reduction of molecular oxygen; iron ion binding; heme binding. The transcript has 5 exons.
UGUGAAAGCCAACGAGAAAGAGUGCAUCAUUAAUUUUUCUCCGCGUUGAUUAACUGUUGUUAUUGCUCUGCUGUUACUAUUUACCGCUGAGUAGCCGAUUCAGUUUACGUUUAUCACUACGCCGGCGUCGGUGCGAUAGUGGCUGAGAAGUUGUGUUUAUACGUGUUAGCAGAUCUCAGUGGAAAAUGUCAUUCCUUGAUUGGAUUUUGUUCAUUGUUAGUGGCGUACUACUGAUCAACUAUCUGCUGGUUCGAAGAAACUUAAAAUAUCAAUCGCAAUGGCCAGGGCCGGUGGCAGUUCCACUCAUCGGAUGCUACUAUUUGUACUUCAACAAAAGUCCCGAAGAUGUCAUGGACUUUAUAUUCUCGCUGAGCCGCAAGUACGGCAAGAUGUUCCGUGUGUGGGUGGGAACCCGGCUGGCGCUGUUCUGUACCAACACACCGGAUACGGAAACAGUCCUGAGCAGCCAGAAAUUGAUUCGCAAGAGUGAGUUGUACAAAUUUCUGGUACCGUGGUUGGGCAACGGAUUGCUGCUCAGCACCGAUCAAAAGUGGUUCAACAAGCGCAAAAUCAUCACUCCGGCGUUCCACUUCAAAAUACUGGAACAGUUCAUCGAGGUGUUCGAUCGGCAGAGCAGAAUUUUGGUAGAGAAUCUGAAACCGGAAGCCACCGGGAAACUGGUGAACGUGUAUCCGUAUGUGACACUGUGUGCAUUGGAUGUAAUUUGCGAAACCGCAAUGGGCACCCCGAUAAAUGCUCAAACAGAUACAGAGUCAAAAUACGUCCGAGCAGUGACGGAGCUGAGUUAUCUGCUGACAACCAGAUUCGUAAAAGUGUGGCAAAGAUCGGACUUCCUAUUCAAUCUAUCACCUGAAAAGAAACGGCAAGAUAAAGUAAUUAAGGUGCUUCAUGACUUCACGACGAGCAUCAUUCGCAAGAGAAGAAAGGAGUUGGUGGAUCAUGGUGACAGCGGAAUUGAAGGAGAUGACAACAUCGGCACAAAAAAGAAAAUGGCAUUUUUAGACGUCUUGCUGCAAGCUACAGUCGACGGGCAACCAUUGUCGGAUAAGGAGAUUCAGGAAGAAGUUGACACGUUUAUGUUCGAAGGCCAUGAUACUACUACAAUCGCAAUCGCAUUCACAUUACUCCUGUUGGCACGUCACCCAGAAGUUCAAGAAAAGGUUUACAAAGAAGUCAUUGAAAUCAUUGGAUCCGAUUCGAACAGUCCUGUGACCUAUAGAAAUCUUCAAGAAUUGAAAUAUUUGGAAAUGGUGAUCAAGGAAUCGCUUCGACUGUAUCCUCCGGUGCCGAUCAUAGGGAGAAAGUUCACCGAGAAGACAACGAUCGGCGGGAACGUCAUCCCGGAGGAUUCCAACUUUAAUCUAGGGAUUAUUGUGAUGCAUCGUGACCCGACGUUGUUUGCAGACCCGGAAAAGUUCGAUCCAGAACGGUUCAGUCCAGAGCGAACGAUGGAACAAUCGUCACCGUACGGAUACAUCCCGUUCAGUGCGGGCCCCCGAAACUGUAUAGGACAAAAAUUUGCAAUGCUAGAACUGAAGAGUACCCUUUCCAAGGUGAUUAGACACUAUCGGUUGACGGAAGCGGGUCCGGAGCCGAAAAUCAUAAUCCAACUUACUUUGAAGCCGCAAAACGGACUGCAGAUCGCUUUUGUACCUCGUGCUUAAAUCGUUUGUAAAUUAUCACGAAAGGUAACUAUAUGUGAUAUCAUUAUAGAAAUACAUAUUUUCCAACAAAUGAACAA